CACGAGGUCAGGAGAUCGAAACCAUCCUGGACAACACGGUGAAACCCCCUCUCUACUAAAAAUACAAAAAUUAGCUGAGUGUGGCAGCGCAUGUCUGUAAUCCCAGCUACUCUGGAGGCUGAGGCAGGAGAAUCGCUUGAAACCGGGAGGCGGAGAUUGCAGUAAACUGAGAUCCCGCCAUUGUACUCCAGUCUGGGCAACAAAAGCGAAACUCCAUUUCAAAUAAAUAAAUAGAUAGGCACAAACAGAUAUGUUAACAUUAAUCAAAAGAAAACCAGAGAGACUAUAUUAAUAUUAGACAAAGUAGAUUUCAGAAGAGGCCAGGCGUGGUGGCUCAUGCCUAUAAUCCUAGCACUCUGAGAAGCCGAGGCGGGUGAAUUGCUUGAGUCGAGGAGUUGGACACCAGCCUGGGCAACAUGGCAAAAUCCGGUCUCUACAAAAAAUACAAAACUUAGCCGGAUGUGGUAGCACGUGCCUGUAGUCCCAGCUACUCAGGAGGCUGAACUGGGAGGAUCGUUUGAGCCCAGGAGGUUGAGGCUGCAGUAAGCCAUGAUCCUGCCACUGCACUCAAGCCUUAGUGACAGAGCAAUACCCUGUCUCCAAAAAACAAACAAACAGCAAAAAACCAGUCGUUUCCGGGGAGCGAGACUCCAAAUGGGUCGCAGUCGCAGCGGCUCCCCACGGAGGAAAGGUAGGCGUUCCCGGUCCACUUCCCGUGAGAGAGAACGCAGGCUCCAAGAAAAGUCCAGGUCUCGGGAGAGAGAUGGGAGAAGGAACCGCUCGCCAACCCCGCACCUAGGACGCUCCCGAUCUCCAAGACGACAUAAAUCCACAUCUCCUUCCCCUUCUCAGCCGAACGAAAGAAGAGAUGAGGAAAAGAAAGAAACAAAGAGCAAAGAAUGGCAAAUUACUGAGGAAGACUUAGAGGGCAAAACAGAGGAAGAAAUAGAAAUGAUGAAGUUAAUGGAAUUUGUCUCCUUUGACUCCACAAAAGGUAAGAAGGUGGAUUGCUCUGUAAAUGCCUAUGCCAUAAUUGUCUCUCAGAAGAGGAAGUACGGGCAGUAGAUGAAUCGAAAAGGUGGAUUCCACAGACCUUUGGAUUUCGUUGCAUGAGAAUUGAAAUGUUGAAGAAUGAUUUUUUCCCCUCAUCUUGGUCAGAGAGUGGAUUUUGUAUUUAACUUGCAUUCAAAAAACAGG
This is a messenger RNA of Pan troglodytes (chimpanzee), 1197 nucleotides long. RefSeq names its product U4/U6.U5 small nuclear ribonucleoprotein 27 kDa protein-like. The coding region runs from base 550 to 1065 and encodes 171 amino acids. Gene Ontology annotation, cellular component: precatalytic spliceosome. The record is from RefSeq and is a predicted model, not a curated record. Gene Ontology annotation, biological process: RNA splicing. The transcript has a single exon. Lineage: Eukaryota; Metazoa; Chordata; Mammalia; Primates; Hominidae.